GCAGAAAAACAGCACCCUGGAGACAGAAAAAACUGCUCUGAAGCAGAAAAUCACUGCCUUGGAAAUGGAAAAAAAUACCCUGGAGCAGGAAAAAACUGCCUUAGAGCAAAAGAAUAGUGCCCUGGAGGAGGAAAACACCACACUGGAGGAUAAAAUUACUGCCUUAGAAAUGGAAAACCAUACUCUGGAGAAUAAAAAAAAUUAUAUAAAACAUAAAAAUAUCACCCUUGAGCAAGUAAAGUUCGGCCUGGAGAAGGAAAACCUCGCCCUAAUGGAUGAAAACAACACCUUGGAGAAGAGAAUGGCCACCCGGAAGGAGGAAUGUAACGAACUGUUGGAGAACAACGCCACCUUGGAGCAGGAAAUAUGUGACUUAGAGAAAAGAAUUGAAGCCCUGGAGCAGGAAAACUCCAGACAGUGGCACAAAAACACCUCUCUGGAGCAGGAAAAAACUGCUCUGGAACAGAAAACCACCACAAUGGAGCAAAUUACCACUGCCUUGGAGCAGAAAAUCGCCGCCCUGGGUCAGAAAAACACUGAACUGGAGCACGAAAACACUGCCCUUCAGGGUCUGAAAAACGAUUCCCUGGAGAAGGAAAUGACCAACCUGGAGCAGAAAAUCACUGCCUUAGAAAAGGAGAGAAAUACACUGGAGCAGGAAAACAAUAAACUUGAACAGGAAAAAACUGCUCUCGGACAGAAAAGCAACACCCUUGAGCAAGCAAACACCGCCCUGGAGAAGGAAAACACCGCCCUGAAGCAGGAAAACACUGCCCACGGUCAGAAAAACAACUCCUUGGAGCAGGAAAAAACUGCUCUAGGGCAGAGAAACACCACCCUGGAGCAGAGAAACACCGACAUGGCACAGAAAAUCACUGUCUUGGAAAAGGAAAGAAUUACCCUGAAGCAGGAAAUCUUUACUUUAAAGCAGGUAAACGACAUCUUGGAAGAGGAAGGCAACUUUUUUGAGCGUGAAAAAAUCUAUUUUGAGGAGAAAUACCUCUUUUUGGAGCAAAUAAACGCGGCCCGGAAGCAGAAAUGCGCUGCUCUGGAGCAAAAAAGCUCAGCAUUGGAGAAAAUAAUCGACGCCUUGGAGCAGGAAAAGGCUGCCGUGGAGGAGAAAAGCGCUGCCUCGGAGCAUAUGCGCACUGUGCUGCAGCUUGAAUUAGAAAAUCUGAACCAUUGUAUGAGGAAAAAAAUGGAACAGCUGAACCAGGAGACAUCAGAAGAAGAAACCAAGGAAAACAUCCAGCCAGUUUCAGAACAGCCACAAGAGCAGGCGCCUAUAUGUUAA
Messenger RNA from Gambusia affinis (western mosquitofish), 1294 nucleotides. Its product is annotated as girdin-like. Bases 65 to 1294 code for a protein of 409 amino acids. The record is from RefSeq and is a predicted model, not a curated record. NCBI's taxonomy places the organism in Eukaryota, Metazoa, Chordata, Actinopteri, Cyprinodontiformes, Poeciliidae. The transcript has 2 exons.